UAGAAAUCAAAGCAAUACGAAAUACGAGAAAUAAGGACAGCACGAAAUAAGAAAAUAGAAACUAAGAAAUAAGGACCUAGUAGUAAUAUAAACUCACAAACCAAAGAUACCUAUAUACACAAUGUAAAACAAUCCAGCAAAUUAAACUGUCUAGAAAAUAAAAUUUGAAUUCCAUAACCAUUUUCGUUGUAUUAAUUUCGGCGGAGUGGCUAUUACUGUAUUUUCUCCUAAAAUAACCCAACCAGACCGAUAUAGCCUUUGGGCGCAAGUCUAUAAUUUGGCUGGCCCAAAACACGUUGAGAUCCAAACAGUAAAAAGGGCACAGAAAGCGUUUUAAGCCCUUGUUUUCAUUUCCCUCUUCUUCUUCAUCAUCAUCAUCCUGCUUCUGCAAUACAAUCACCAUUACCAACAAACUUUGAGGGAGGAGUAAAAUGGUAAGUCGAGAUAUGGACACCAAAGUAACUUCUCGUAGAAGGUCCUUAUUGAAACCAGAACUAAGCACACGUAAAGUGGAUUCAAGAGAAACUAGAAAGAAUAGUUUAUCUGGUGAAGGUAAAAGGUCCAACAAUAGUGAGACAAAUUCGAUAAGGAAAGUGAAAAAAUGCGUUAAGUUGAAUGUGAAUGGGGAAGACGAAAAUGUUGUUAAGAGAAAACACAAAGAAAGAAAGACAUUGGACCAGAGAGAGAACAGGAAAAAAUCUGAAUCAUUUUCGAGAAAUAAGGUUGAGUACAAGAAGAACUUGGGUGAAGAAAGGCUUUUAAAGAAGAAGAAGAAGCGAGGCAUUCGAUUAGAUCCUCAUGAUACCUCUAAUAAGAGGCUUGAUGAUGGACUGACAAGUAAAGAGGCGGAGCCAGCCAUGCGAACCCCCUUCGACGGAACAACAACAACAACAACAAACCCAGUGUAUUCCCACUUAGUGGGGUCUGGGGGGGUAAGAUAUAACAAUAAGGAAAAGCAAGAAGAUUCAGCGAAAGAAAAAACUGUUGAAAUGUCGAAGAAUGCACAAUUUCGUGCAAUAUGCCCCAGUCCAUCUGUCCUUUCUUUUGUGGAAGACAAUUUGUUGGGUCGCAGACGUGAUAUUCAGAUAAAGAGGGCAGGCUAUAACAUUGAGCUCUCUGCUCCUUUGGAUAACAUUCCUUUCUCAACAAACUCAGAAAGGGACCGGAUUGAAGAGCCGGUGUUCAGGAAUAAGUUGGAAUUUUUUGCUGCAGCUAAGGUUUCCUCAUCAUUUCCCCCUGUAGAUCUUCCAGAGAUUGCUUUUGCAGGAAGGUCAAACGUGGGAAAGUCAUCUUUACUAAAUGCAUUAACCAGGCAAUGGGGUGUUGUACGGACCUCGGAUAAGCCUGGCCUCACUCAGACUAUUAACUUCUUCAAGCUUGGUCCAAAAAUGUGCAUGGUUGAUUUGCCGGGAUAUGGUUUUGCCUAUGCAAAGGAAGAAGUGAAAGAAGCUUGGGAGGAACUUGUGAAAGAUUAUGUUUCUACACGUCUUGGUCUAAAGAGAGUCUGCCUUUUGAUUGAUACAAAGUGGGGCAUGAAACAAAGGGAUCAUGAGCUCAUUGAUUUAAUGGAAAGAGCUCAAACAAAAUACCAGAUUAUUUUAACCAAGACAGACACUGUUUUCCCUAUAGACGUGGCACGACGAGCCAUGCAAAUUGAAGAGAGCCUCAAGUCAAACAAGUCUGUUGUUCAGCCUGUGGUGAUGGUAAGCUCAAAAUCUGGAGCUGGUAUCCGAAGUUUAAGAACAGUGCUUGCUAAGAUUGCUCGGUUUGUGAAACCAUAAAUGUUUGGCUUCAGUGCAGAUCACCUGCCUCUAUUGCAAGAUAUUCACGGAUCAGAUGGGUAUAAAACAAACUUAUUACGUUCUCUUGAUUGGGCAUUUGCAUUCCCGAUAUCAUCAUGUUUUGUCCAUAAAAGACCACAGUAAUUCUACCAAUAGAAAAGAUCAUCAGAGAGGAGACAACUCAUUUAUGAUUCCAGCUGAGAAGACUAGUAAAUGGAAGGAUCAAGAGUGUUAUAUAUUUCAGGAACUACAUUAGUUGGCGAUGAACAAGUAAGAAUUGCCUCAACCAAAAUUGAUGGAAUUGACUCUGAAAAAGCCAUUCAGUUUCGUUAUCGAUUAGGUAUCAGUGUCAACUUGGCAAAGCAGGAUAUUUUUGAACUCGUACCAUUUUGUAUGUGAAUUGUUGCUCAGUUGCAGCAGUCUACUGAAUAAGUAAAUGGUGUUAUCAAGGUGAAUGCAGUGUUUUUUUUUCA
Capsicum annuum is the source of this 2254-nucleotide messenger RNA. Its product is annotated as probable GTP-binding protein EngB. The coding region runs from base 432 to 1781 and encodes 449 amino acids. The transcript is spliced from 12 exons. Gene Ontology annotation, molecular function: GTP binding. The record is from RefSeq and is a predicted model, not a curated record. Lineage: Eukaryota; Viridiplantae; Streptophyta; Magnoliopsida; Solanales; Solanaceae.